UGGAGCGUUUUUUUUACUCGCGGUCGCGUAUUUGGGGCUGUCGGGUUUUUUAUUAUUUUGAAUUGUAUUGUUGACACAUCUCCGUGGCGCUUCGGAGUUUUGGUUUGUGCAAAUGAGAGUGGGGACGAUAAUGAUUCAAAGCAAAAGUGCCGCGCGGUAGAAUCCAAAGAAUACAAAUCCAAACGCUGCGUGUGACUUUGCUUUUUGUGUUUGUCUGGCGAUGCUGCAACAACAACAAGAGCAACAACAGGAAUUCCCGCAAAAAUCUCGCCAAACAUAAAACUCAUUGCAAAACAACAACAAUUGUUUGAGUGUGGUUACUUUUUUGUGCACUAUUACUUCAUAACAGAGUUGUGCUCUCUCACUCGCUCCGGAAAAGCUCCGCUUGUGGCUCUCUCUCUUGCUCAGUACACCGCGGGCAGCACGGGGCCGGAAUUUUAAUCAAGCCGCAGAAUGCAGUCGAAAAGGAUCGGACGCGGGGCGAGAACAACGGCGCUCUAAUUGUGGCCCGCACCACGUCCAGGAUUCGGACAAGGACCAGGACGAUGGCGUCAUUUGUAUGCAGCCAGGCCAAUUCUGCGACACAAACAGAAAUAGAAGCAGCUAAAGCAGCCACUACAGCAACGGAAAUGCAGAGCAGUGGCUAAGCGGAAACUGUGAGCCGCAGCGAACCCAAAAAUCAGCCAGAGAGCAACCAGAAAGCGGCCAUCCGCGGUUCAGUAAACAGAGCACAACCCGCUAACCGAAUCCGUAACCGAAUCCGCAUCCGAGUCCGGAUCCGAAAAAGCAGUCGGGAUGAUGAGCGCCGGGGGAACGUACAUCUCCACCGCCAGCGUGGAGGUUCCGCAGGCUCUGCAGGACGGCGAGAAGUUCAUUCGCUGGGACGACGACUCUGGCACUGGAACGCCGGUCACGAUGCGAGUGGAUGCCAAGGGCUUCUUCCUCUACUGGGUCGACCAGAACAACGAGCUGGACAUCCUCGACAUAGCCACCAUUCGCGACGUUCGCACGGGGCAGUAUGCCAAGCGGCCAAAGGACAACAAGCUGCGCCAGAUUGUGACUCUGGGCCCGCAGGACACGCUCGAGGAGAAGACGGUGACCGUGUGCCACGGCUCGGAUUUCGUCAACAUGACCUUCGUGAACUUCUGCUGCACUCGGCGGGACAUUGCCCAGCUCUGGUCGGACGGACUCAUCAAGUUGGCCUACAGCCUGGCCCAGCUCAAUGGCUCGGCGAUUAUGUUCCUGCAGAAGGCCCACACCAAGCUCUGUCUGCAGGUGGACAAGAGCGGUCGCAUACCAGUGAAAAACAUCAUAAAACUUUUCGCCCAGAACAAGGAGGAUCGCAAACGUGUCGAGAAGGCGCUGGACGUGACCGGCCUGCCGUCGGGGAAGGUCGAUAGCAUAUCGGUGUCGAAAUUUCAAUUCGAGGACUUCUACAAUUUGUACAAAUAUCUCACGCAGCGCUCGGAGGUGGAGCGGCUCUUCGACAGCAUAGUGGGCAACUCGAAGCGGAAGUGCAUGUCCAUCGCCCAGCUGGUGGAGUUCCUCAACAAGACGCAGCGCGAUCCCCGCCUGAACGAGAUCCUCUACCCGUACGCGAACCCCGCCCGCGCCAAGGAGCUCAUCCAGCAGUACGAGCCCAACAAGUUCAACGCGCAAAAGGGCCAGCUCAGCCUGGAUGGCUUUUUGAGGUACCUAAUGGGCGACGACAACCCCAUCAUGGCGCCCAACAAGCUCGAUCUCUGCGACGACAUGGACCAGCCGAUGUCGCACUACUUCAUCAACUCCUCGCACAACACCUACUUGACGGGCCACCAGCUGACGGGCAAGUCCUCCGUCGAGAUCUACAGGCAGUGCCUCCUGGCGGGAUGCAGAUGCGUCGAGCUGGACUUUUGGAACGGACGCACCGAGGAGCCGGUCAUCGUCCACGGCUACACGUUCGUGCCGGAGAUCUUCGCCAAGGACGUCCUGGAGGCCAUCGCAGAGAGUGCAUUUAAAACAUCCGAAUACCCUGUGAUACUGAGCUUCGAGAACCACUGCAAUCCGAGGCAACAGGCGAAAAUUGCCAACUAUUGCCGCGAAAUUUUCGGCGAUAUGCUGCUCGACAAGCCGCUGGACUCGCACCCUCUGGAGCCGAACAUGGACUUGCCUCCGCCGGCGAUGCUGCGUCGCAAGAUCAUCAUCAAGAACAAGAAGAAGCACCACCACCACCACCACCAUCACCACCACAAGAAGCCCUCGCAGGUGGGCACUCCGGCGGCCGGCAGCAAACUGACGACGGCCAACUCAGUUGAUGCCAAGUCGGCGGCGCAACAGGUGGCAGCGGCGGCCGCCCACGAGGAAGGGGGCGUGGCCAGGGGCACCGCCAACGGGGACAUUGCAAUGGGAGGAGGAACAGGAACAGGAACCGGAAGUGCGGGACACGCACCGCCCCUGCAACAAAUCCGCCAGAGCUCCAAGGACAGCACCGGAUCCUCGGACUCGGACAGCUCCUCGGACGACGAAUCCCUGCCCAACACCACGCCCAAUCCGCCCAGCGGCAACGAGCCGCCGCCGGACAAGGCCCAGAAGGAGACGGAGGCGGGUGCUGAGAUCUCGGCGCUGGUCAACUACGUGCAGCCCAUCCACUUCAGCUCCUUCGAGAACGCAGAGAAGAAGAACCGCUGCUACGAGAUGUCCUCGUUCGACGAGAAGCAGGCGACGACUCUGCUGAAGGAGCGGCCCAUCGAGUUCGUGAACUACAACAAGCACCAGCUGUCGCGGGUCUACCCGGCGGGAACCCGCUUCGACAGCUCCAACUUCAUGCCGCAGCUGUUCUGGAACGCGGGCUGCCAGCUGGUGGCGCUCAACUUCCAGACGCUCGACCUGGCCAUGCAGCUCAACCUGGGCAUCUUCGAGUACAACGCCCGCUCCGGCUACCUGCUCAAGCCGGAGUUCAUGCGCCGCUCGGACCGCCGGCUGGACCCCUUCGCCGAGAGCACGGUGGACGGGAUCAUCGCGGGCACCGUCUCGAUCACCGUGCUCUCCGGCCAGUUCCUCACGGACAAGCGGGCCAACACGUUCGUGGAGGUGGACAUGUACGGCCUGCCGGCGGACACGGUGCGCAAGAAGUUCCGCACCAAGACGGUGCGGGACAACGGCAUGAACCCGGUCUACGACGAGGAGCCCUUCGUGUUCAAGAAGGUGGUGCUGCCCGAGCUGGCCAGCAUCCGGAUCGCGGCCUACGAGGAGGGCGGCAAGCUGAUCGGCCACCGCGUGCUCCCCGUGAUCGGACUCUGUCCCGGCUACCGGCACGUGAACCUCCGCUCCGAGGUGGGCCAGCCCAUCGCCCUGGCCUCGCUCUUCCUCUGCGUGGUGGUCAAGGACUACGUGCCCGACGACCUCUCCAACUUCGCCGAGGCCCUGGCCAACCCCAUCAAGUACCAGAGCGAGCUGGAGAAGCGCGACAUCCAGCUGUCCGUGCUGACCGACGAGGCCGACGCUGUGGGCACCGCCGACGAGGACCUGUCCAAGUCGUUCGUUUUCGUCCAAGUAGGUGGCCAGAAGAAGGAGCUGCGUCCGGUGGAGUCGCUCGCCACCUCGCCGAAGCACCGGGCCAGCAUCUCGGCGGCGGCGGCGAUGAGUGUGGAGGUCAGCGCGGACCGCACGGACGGCGGAAGGGGCGAGGACAGCGUCUCGAUCGUUGCCCCCUCCAUCCAGCACCAGCACUCGCUGGACCAGUCCGUGAGCACCUCCAUCCGCCAGGUGGAGUCCUCGCAGUUCGACGUCGACCUGGUGCUGGCCGAGCCGCUCGACAAGAUCCUCGAGCACAAGAGCGUCAAGGAGAAGCGGCUCGAGAUGGAGAAGAAGCUGGAGGCGCUGCGCAAGAAGCACGACAAGGAGAAGGUCAAGAUCGCCGGCCAGAAGGGCAGUCCGCUGGAGGGCAAGAAGCCCAAGUUCGCCAUCACCAACAAGCUGGUCAAGCGGCUCAGCACCAAGAGUCUUAAUUGUCUCUCUCCCAACAGCGAGCCGGGCGUGGAGAUCCCCGCCUGCCCCAUAGACCUGGGCGACAGCAGCGAGGAGAGCGCCGCCGCCGACGCUGGCGAGGAUCUGGCCGGCGGGAGCAGCGGCUUGGACGGCGGCACCCAGGAGACGCGCCUGCGCAGCGCCUGCCGGGAGUACACCUCGCAGUACCGCGAGCUGCAGGAGAAGUACCACGAGGCCAUCUACGCCGCCGCCGAGAAGGUGCUGAAGACCUCGCAGGCCGGCCAGACCAAGCAGCUGAAGGCCUCGCUGGACAAGGUCACCGGCGAGGUGAUGCACCAGCUGCAGGAGGCGCGCCGCAACGAGGUCAAGAACCUGGCCACCGUGCACCGCGAUCGGGACGAGCUGGUCAGGAUGAAGCGCGAGGUGGCCAGCUCCGUGGUGGAACGCGGCGUGGCCGAGCGAGUGCGUCUGAAGCAGACCUUCGACCGGCGCACGGAUGAGCUGCAGAAGCAGCACGACUCGGUGCGCAAUGCUCUGGCGGAACACCGCUCCAAAGCUCGUCAGAUCCUCGACAAGGAGGCGGAGUCGCGCAGCUGCGUCUCGAGCAGCGGCUUCCUGGUGCUCUUCCACGGACCCCAUCACCACGGCUGCUCGGGCUCCGGCUCGUCGGCCCCUUCCGGCAACAAUCUCACCCUGAACCUGGACGCGGGGGCAGCCGGCAGCGGCCACUCGGCCAUUUCGCCGGCCAAGUCGCACAACAGCAUCGCCGCAGCGGCGGAGAUGAAGACGUAAAGUGGGCCUGGCCCCAAGGAUUGAGGAUUUUCUCCCCGCCCCCGCAACCAACUAUCCGUAAUCCGUAGGAUUAAUUGUGGUUCUAUAGCUAUAGUUGUAGUCUCCAGUAUUUGCAGCAGAAACAUUGAAAGAAUGAAACAGUCUUCGUAGAUUUAAGCCGCGGCGGAGUGGCCCCACUCGCACACCCGCACACCUUCUGACGGGAACUGACCUCGACUAGUUCUAAUCCAAGCGAAACGCGUUUUCUAACUGAACAAACUAGGUGUAACUCUCUCGCAUGUACGUACUAUAUACGAUGUACUUGACUUGUAGCGUAUCUGUAUACUGUGACUAUCGGUGGCUAUCCGCGGACGGACUCGGUCCGUCGAACCCCGUCGAACCGUACGGUUUCUUCCUAUUCAAACUUCGCUGAAACUCUGAGUGUCUAAUUAAGCAGCAAGCGUAACUACGUGCAUAAGUAUAUUUAUUUGUCUAAUCGGAGGAGGAGGAGCAGGAGGAGGAGGAGGAGGAGGAGGAGGAGGCGAGUGCUCCGUUUAUCUAAUGCUAAUUGUGGUUGUGUGUAUUACUCUUUUACGUCAGUUUUAAUCGAUCUUAUUUAUACGAUUAGUCUAAGGCUCUAAGCUCGCACAAGCUGCGGAAUGAAUCUCGUGCGCACACAGGGCGGAUGCGAAUGCGGAUGCGGAUGCUGAAGCGGACGCGGAUGCCAAAGCACAAGUCUAGGCCAACACUUAGUCAAUUGUUUUUCAGUUGGUUGCUAUUUAUUCUUGAUUUAGUCACUGCUCUUAUGUUAAUUAAGUUGCGAGAAGGCUCCAAUAAAACUCUAUAUCGAAUUGUUU
Molecule: messenger RNA, 5594 nt
Organism: Drosophila ficusphila
Lineage: Eukaryota; Metazoa; Arthropoda; Insecta; Diptera; Drosophilidae
Gene: Plc21C
Product: 1-phosphatidylinositol 4,5-bisphosphate phosphodiesterase classes I and II
Exons: 17
Coding region: 796-4758 (1320 amino acids)
Biological process (GO): phosphatidylinositol-mediated signaling; lipid metabolic process
Molecular function (GO): calcium ion binding; phosphatidylinositol-4,5-bisphosphate phospholipase C activity
Source: RefSeq, a predicted model, not a curated record